Xyrichtys novacula (pearly razorfish) is the source of this 11120-nucleotide messenger RNA. NCBI's taxonomy places the organism in Eukaryota, Metazoa, Chordata, Actinopteri, Labriformes, Labridae. The record is from the annotation of a GenBank genome assembly.
ACCAUGAAAGAAGCAGCACCAACCCACCGGGAGCCCAUGUGCACGCGAACUGGGAAACAGUGACUGUCUUCAGCGUUAUGCUCGCGCUGUGUCCUUGAAGUCCAGCCACACAGGAGGACAAAGAGGCAAGACAAUGCCGUUCACCGCUCCAUGUGUACUGAAUAUGCUGUUAGACAACCAUCACCGAUUUCCGUGAAGGCACUAGCUAGCUGACGUUAGCAGUGGAGAUUAUUGGUUACAGCUGUGUGAGAGCUGUGAGCUUUACCGUAGUUCAAGGGGCCAAACCGACUGCGGGUGUAUAAAGCGUUUUUAUCUGUUUUCUGUAGAAGAUGUCUUCAUCGAAAGCGAAGAUGAGGGAGAAGAAGAUGAAAAACCAGCCCUCCAGUGUGCAGUACUCACCUUCGACCACACAGAACGGAGGGGGCGCUGUGGUCUCUGGUAAACUGCUCUGUCAUUAUACCUGCUGCAGUGCCAUCAGCUGUUUAUGGGCUCAGAAAAACGCCAUCAUCUUUGCAUCUCCUCUGUGUAGAAAUUGUCAAACACAUCCUUAAAUCUCCAGUACAGUUCAUGAAAACCCUCAGACCCACUGGGCGUAUGCAGUGUCAGAUUUCUAGUACUGGGGAUGCCUGGGGUCACCUGCAUGGGCCUUAGUUGUAGUUCAGGCUUUACACGUCUGUUUAUCAUUGCACAUAUAUGCGUUGGUGAAUUCAAACUUUUAUUGUGUCCAGUUGAGUGGGGCAGAUGUUAAUUCAGGUUGGAAGUCUGCUUGUGCCUUGGAGGAUGCAGUUUUUGUUUGAAAAACAUGCUAGCACUGAAACUAACUACAUUGACUCAGAUCACGGUAACUAAGCAGCAUUUUUAGUGUCCUUGUAGUUGUAUUUCUUUCAAAUCAGCACUUAUACUGAAGUUUUUUCAGUGUGAAGAAUUUCUCCUUUUCUUAAUCAGUAUCACCUGAUGUUUUGAUGAACAACCAUUUUAUGGAGUCAUGCAUGGUUUAAUCAUUACAAGAUCCUUCAAAGUUGUAAAUAUAUGAACAGAUUCUGCUUUCCUGGGUCAAUAGGUCAGAGCCAGAUACUAACUCUCUCAAACCCCACAUUACAACCAGAGGUAGACAGUGAGCCACAACCUGAUUCUUAUCUCUGUAAGCCCCCCUGUAAGCGAAAUAGUUUACUGUGAACUCUUUUCACAGCAGGCCAUGGCAGUGACAUAAGUAAUAUUUUAAUGGUUAACAACAGAGGUUUCCCUUGCUGAAAAUAAGGCUGAGAAUCAAGUUCUUUAUUUCUGGUAUUCUGCACUGCAAAACUACAGUUCAGCUGUGAUUUUCAGUAAAUAUUAACAUUAGCUUAAUUAAACUUCAAAAGUCUCAAAAGCAUAUUUCAACUCACUAAAAGCCAAAAAUCUGACCUGACUUAAUUUUAAAAGCGUGGGAAAAAAAUCUGCCAAUGGGGUCAGGAAAAACCAUGUAUUAUAUUCAUAUUUAUGUAUUACAAACAAGAGCAAUUCAAGAGCUUAACAAGGAAACAGUUCUACAGAGCGUCCUCGACAAAGUCUGUCAUUAUCUGGUAAAAACUCUUGGUAAAUCAUGCUUGUAUGUAAUCUGAUUAGACUUGUACUAGCUCUAAAAGGGCAAAAUCAUGGUCUUUCCCAAGGUGGUGGUCAGUUGAUGGAGAGGCCAAAGACUCCUCAUCAAUCAGCUGGAUGGAGCCGUGGACACCAGAGAGAUGGAGGAAGCUAUGCCAAAGAGAUGCCCAAGUGUAUUACAGGUGAGGACAUUUUUCAGCUGUGGAGAAUUCACUCUGUGCUGGAGUCUGCAGUGUUUUGGUGUUAGACCAACUUGUAUUUUAUAAAGUCACAAGGAACGAAAAUAAGUUUUAGUUACUUUUAAAGAGUGACGCGGUGCAGCAGUCGGAUAAAUCAAGUGAAUGACUCUCCAAUCACUCUACCAACAUCACUUAGCUGGGGCAUUUGCGAGGGCCAGGGCAGCUGAGGUGAGCAGCAUGUUGAAAGCUGUCAGGAAGACCACAGGCAGCUGCCAUGUGUUUGGUGCCCUGCCAAAACACAUGAGGAGACGAGCUAUGAGCCACAACACCAAGCGGCUACCUCGCAGACUGAGAGAUGUGGCCGAGCGAAUGGUAAGCUUCAAAAGUGGCAGAACCGAUUCAUGUUCUGUGCCUCCAACGUCUGAAAGGACAUUUUUCUUACAGCGAGAGAAAAGCCUCCAAGCUGGAUCCAAAAAGAAGGAACAGGCAAAGAACAAAAGCCGCAAGGCCCGGCGGCGGCAUGGAAAUCUGCUGCUGGAGUUCAACCGCCGACAGAGGAAGAACGUGUGGCUGGAGACCCACAUUUGGCACGCCAAGCGCUUCUUUAUGGUUAAAAAGUGGGGCUACUGCCUCGCAGACAAACCCACCAGCAAGUGUUACCGUCCUUGCUACAGGGCAUUGAGCAGCCACUGCCUCCUACAGGUAGCUAUUGAAGGUUUAGGAUAUGUUUUUUUUCAGAUAUGACUUUAUUACGUAAACUGCAUUUAAGUAAGAGAGACCAUUUUCAGGACCUUUCCUACUACUGCUGCAUCGAGCUACAGGGAGAGGAAAACAACCUUCUGGCUUCUCUGUCUCAGCUAACAAGCAAGGAAACUGGUGAGAGUUCUUUACAACAACCAGAGAUGAAUAAUCUGCUUCCUUUUUAUUCCUGUUUUCCUUGUUUAACUUUAAAAUAGCCGUUUCAGGUUAAUGAUGAACUUGAUUACAGAAAUGCAUGAAGCUGAGCUUUGAUUAGGACCAUUACAGAAGUUGCAGUUCCGUGUUAGAGUAAUUUAUAUGCAUGUGGUUGUUUUUUCAGGCCCUACAUUUGCUGCAGCAUUGAGUCUAUCAGGGCAGAAACAGGGCAGUGUGGUGAUGUACAGAGCAGGAUGUUACCCCCUGCAGCCCUUGGGCCCUGUCACCUUCCUCUGGAGACCACAGUCACAAGGAUCAACCCUCAGGCAGUUAUGGAUUUGGGCUCAUCCCACAAUGAAAAAGGUACCGUUGGUUUUCCAGAUGUAAUGACAUUUUAAAGAUUUUAAAAAAAAAUCACAUUCAGGGUCCAUAGAAGUUGUAUAGUCUUUGAUAGUUUAUACACAAGAGUGUGUGGUAUCUACAGUAAUUGUUUGUACUUUGUAGGACCUUCUGACUGAACUGCAAACUGUGUGUCAGUGUGAUGAGGCUGUCGCUCCUCCAAUUGUUCCCAUUGAGCAAAAGCUCCCAGUGACCCCUGAAGACAAGCAGAUAGCUGGAACCAAGAGAAAACAGACUGUGAAGGAUAUUUCAGGACCCCCUGCCAAAAAACUCCUCGGAGAUGGUACUAGAUCUCCCACUACUCCAGUUAGCUGGAAGUCAAACUGCACUGGAACCAUCAUCAAGUCAGUGUUUUAAAUUGCAGAGUGAAUUAAAUUUCACUUUGGUGAAAAGCCUUCACAGCUGAUGUCACAGAAGUAUUUGAUUUGAAGUCUUUGUAUUUGUUGCAGUGAUCUCACAAUGGAGAUGGUACGCUUUCGUCUUAUUGGACCCCAGUCUCACACUGUUCUGGCAGAAACUCUGGAAGUGGCCACAAAAUAUGGUGUAAGAAUAAAUGUGUUAGAAAUACGACGAAUACAGCACUUGAGGAGUAUCUGCAUCAUCAACAAGUGUGUUUUAUUUUGUUUGAAGGAGAGUGAUAAACUGAAGCCCUCCUCCCUCUGGUGGCCCGAACACUGCAAAGAAGAGAGCAAGAUGGUUCUGCAUCAAGAACAAGCUGAUGCCUAUCACUUACUCAAAGGUGAAUUGUUAUCGGGGUUGGAUAGGUGCGUGUAUUCCUGUUGGAGCAUUUCAGUGCGCUACUUCAGUUUGGAUCAGUUGUGUAGCAAAGCAUCUUAGGAAGAGGAAAUUAUUACUAAAAGUUUGUGAAAUCACUUUGAACCCAAAGGUCUCCGCAAAGGCUGGAAAACAGGAGUGUACCACACAUGAAGCAUGCGUCGCUCAUGCUCUAGACUACUGAAACACCAAGUUGGUUCCAGGGCUAAUUCAGAGCCAGUGCCUGAUUUGAAAGCAGCUCUUUGUGUUUUUUUUUUUACCACCUAACAGCUGGCUCUCAGACAGAAAAUAUGUACCACAGGAGCACCAACUCAUUGCUGGGCUACAAGACAGAUCUGUUUGGAUGAGGGGCUGGAGGCUGGUUGUGGUAGUCCAAAUGAAACUUCCCUUAACUUGCUGCAGAGUGCAGCUUUUAGUCUGGGAGCUCAAAAUAACUCAGUAACUCAAUUCCAACAGUAAUAAGGUCUAUGGAGUUAAUGUUAGGAUAAUUAAAUGUACCAAAUAUUUACCUGUCUUCAACAUAACCGCUAUUUAUAGCCACCCUGACCAUAAGACGUAGAUUAAAAAGACAGGUGUAACUCUUGAAAGGGCUUUUCUCCAUUGUAAUUGUGAUUGAGAAUGAGGGUGAACUUAGUUUACAGUAAACUGUUUUUUUUCUGUCCGUUUAGCUGGGAAUAUUUCAAAAUUGAAGCCACACAGAAGAACUUUGUAACAGAAGCUCUGAAUACCCAUGUAUACCCAAUAAGUUUGACCAGCAAUAAAACAAAAACAGCAGGGAUCCAAAAAGAACGGAUUUAAAAUUUGUCAUGAACUAAUUACUUUAGUAAUCUUACUGUGACACAGCAGCAUGUCAAUUCCAGCUGCACCAACAGUCUGGAAGGGGAGACACGUUUUUAAUCAGUGCUUUUUUUAGACCUUUCAGGCCACUGGGCUGAAAUGAAUACUGGAUCGUGUCAUUUCCUGUUAGUGAGAGAAAACACCUCAUCGUGUCCACAAUAGGAAUGAUCGAUUGAUCAUAUAAUUGACAUGCCCACCCCUCAAGUGUUGAUUAGGACUGCAUGCUACAUGUCUACUCGAGCUCCCUACCUGCCAGGUGUUACCGUAAUGAAACGCUAAAAUCGGGGACAUUCCAGUCCCCUGAAAUCGAGACGUCUGGUCACCCUAUGCUUCCUUCUUGCUAGCAAGGAGCUGAUGGUAGUUUGAGAUUGAGAGCUCUCGUAGGAUUCACCUCAGUCGGAUAAAUGUGGUUCAAGUGGUAUAUCUUUGGGGUCAGUAAUGCAGGUGUGAAAUUGAUCAUUUGCCUGGCUCUGAAAAACAAACAUCCCUCAAAGUAUGAGAAUAUCUUCUUUUGUGUUUAAAACUGUCUCAUUGUUAUGUGUGUUCAUCUAACCAUAACUAAAAUUCAUACAGGCAUCCUUUCGGCUGGAGAGCUGCCCCCUGGUACUGUGCUGGGUCUGACUGUAGAAGACCCCCGACUGACUUUACCCACAAAGAAACUUAAAGCUUUGCCCAGUGUACAGAAAGCACAAGGUAAAACCUAACCCACCAGGUUCCUCAGUACUCUCUCACCAGCUGUUAUCACAGACAUGGACUUGUGUUAUAGUGGAUCUUAGCUGAGUCUCAUCCAUUAAAUAAAAGUUCUUUAGUGGAGCACUGUAUCAGUUUUUGUUUUUGGUCCUGAUGUUGUUUCAGUGAGUACAAUACUGGUUCUGUGCUCUAGGAGGCCUCUGCUUGGUCAUGCAGAUGUUCCAGGUUCGAACCCUGGCAGGACCUUGUACUCUGAGCAAUACCUCAGCGACAAAAGACAACUGAUUUAGUGGCAACAAAGAGAAACCGAUCAAGGGUUUUUAUCACUCCACUUCAGUUUCAAGUCCAGUCACAGAAACAUCAUCUCCAUGAUAUGAAUACCGGAUCCAAAGUUUAAUACCAUUACGUAAUUACACAUACAUUAUUCUUUGGCAGAAUUUGCCAGCGCAGUCUCUUUACUGUGCUGAACCGCCCCUCAUGCUCUUUUCAUACUCACACCGCCACUAACUGGUUGAUGCUGUUGUAUGAAGUAACCUCUUGUAUUUUAUGAAGGAUGUGAAAAACUUGCUUUAGAGAAAAGGAGUCUUGCAUGUAAAAGUGAGGGUGCUUUGACAGAAAUUGUAUGCAACCAGGAGAUGAUCACUGAUGCACAAGCCAACAGGGACACACUGACAGGGCCAUAAGUCCACCAUCAUUGAGGUUCAUUGUCUGCCUGUGCUGUGUGUCUGUUUCAGAGGUGGAUGAGGAGAAGAGUAGGGAGCUGAUGUUGAAAGGAGUACCAAAACACUGCUGCCAGAGUUCCCUUUGGGAUCGCUCGGUCCGGGACAAUGUCACUGAAAACAGGAUUUCAGAGAAGGCAUUUUUUCAUUGUUGUGCUAUCAGAAAUGAACAGCAGUAACGUGGAGUUGUUGCACUGUCACAUUUCAAAUCUUCUUUUACAUAAUCAGCAUUUCUCCCAUAGUAAUCUGGUAUUAUUUAUCUCUACCCUAGCAAUAUCUCUGUAUCACCCACAGGAGCUGAACCACUUGAGAGGUGAGUUGCUGGUCCCAGGCUCCAGGCUUAGCCCCGCCCCACCACAGAGCUCAGUCCCUGUUCUGCUUGUCCAUCAGCCUGGCAAGCAGUUGGGACAUGAGAUGAGCUCUUGGGGGGCUGGAUGGGACCUGCUGCUACCUAAAGGAUGGGGCAUGGCUUUCUGGAUUCCACUGGUAAGAUACCGAAGAAUCCUGUGAACUGAAAUGUAUCUUUAGUAACAUCUACACAGAAUUUUGUCCUCUGCACAAAGGUUAGGUAAAGUUUGGUCAAAAUACAGCCAAAAGUGUCAAGAAUAAAGGUGCAGCUCCAAAAAUUUGAGUGCCCCUAAAAGUUCUUUUUUUUUCAUAAUUUGAUAUUAAAAGUGAAACUUCCAGAUUAAUCUAGAUUCAUCACACACAAGUGAAGUAUUUACGGACUCCUUUUGUUUGAAUCUUGAUGAUUACGUCUCGCUGCUCAUGAAAAUCAAAAAUCCACAACAUCAGAAUAUUACAAAAAAAGGGAUUUAUUUACAGACACGUGGACCUUCUAGAAAAUUCUCUUCAUUUCUGCUCUUAGUUCUUGGUCUUCUUGGUUCUUAGUUCUCCUUUUGAAUUCCUGCAUCAAUCUGACAUAUCAUGAAGUCAGUCUGUGUCUCUGCUGGGGUCUUAUUGAAGUCCAGGUCUCUAAUAGCUCCUUCAGCUCGUCUGUAUUGAUGAUCUGGUGUCCCUCAUCUUAUCUUGAUGACGCUCCAGAGAUCCUCUUCAGAGAGAUCCUCCUGGGUUUCAGAUCAGACCAGUUACCUGGACAAUCAAGCACAGUAACAGGUUCUGCUGGAAAAGGAAAUCUGUAUUUCCAUAAAGCUUCUCAGCAGAUGAAACAUAAGACCACCUGGUAGACUUUAGGCUGCGUUGACCCUGGACUUGAUAAAACACAGUAGACCAGCUAGAUGACAUGGUCCCCCAAACCAUCACAGACUGUGGAAACUCAACUCUGGACUUUAAGCACCUUUGGUUCACGGCCUCUCUGAUCUUCCUCCUGACUCUGUGACCCUGAUUUCCAAAUGAAAACAAAAUUAGCUUUCACCCGUAAACAGGAAUUUGGACCACACAGCAACAGUCCAGUUCUUUGUCUUCUUAGUCCAGGUGAGACUUUGAUGGCAUUGUUUCUGGUUCAAGAGUGUCUUGACAGCAGAGCCAUGACACUUGUAGUCCAUUUCUUGGACUUCUCUGUGUGUAGAGACCCUUGAUGCUCUGACUCCAGCCUCAGUCCAGUCCCUGAGAAGUCCCCCUAAGUUCUAGAAUCUUCUUUGUUGGUCUUCUCAAGGCUGCUCUCAUCCCUGUUUUUUGGUCUCCUUUUCCUCUCUCACGGGGAGUCCUGUAAAAGGUGUUUCAUUGAUGGACCACGUGUUCUCGGGUAGUUUUUUUUUUCAGUCAUACUUUGUGUUCAUGUCAGUGCUUGAAAUAUUGAGUUAAACUAGUACCUCUGUAACUGUAAUGGAAAGAACCCUGAAAUUGACUGUUGAUUUUUUAAUGUAUGGUUUCUGCUUCUCCCAGGUGUACAGAGGAGUCCGCACCGGUGGGCUGAACAUGAGUCUGAAACAUUCUCAGAAUAAAGGAGUCCCCCACUUCCCCCACGACUACCCAGACUGCACUUCGGGUGCUCUCUUUCAGGAUGAGCAGGAGGCAGAGCUCCUGGAAAAGUUCAGGAGGUUGGUUGAAGAUUGUGCAGGAAUAUUAACCAGAAAAUAUCAUUCAUGAAAAAUACAAAGGACUGCUGUGGCUGGAAAAAUCUGGGGACCAAAGCUAGAGGAGUUGGGGUACUGCAUAAAAUGACUAUAAAACAGGAUUUGGUGUUUAAUUAAGAAUUAAUCAGAAUGCAACACUCUUUUUGGAAAUUCUGGACAACCACCAGAGGGAGGGACUUGUUGUCUUCUUAUCAGCACACAGCUCAAAAAUCAUCCCUGACUGUAUGGGGAUUCAUAAGCUCCCACAGCAUGGCUACUUGACACAUCUUGGAAAGCAAGAGUAAAGCUGAGUGGUUUAGGGAAUUAAUCUUGCCAUCAAGACCUUAAGGCCUGUGAAGAUGUGAAAUUACUUUUGGACAUAUUACCUCAGCUCCUGGCUCUGAAGUCACAGGUUAGAAUAGAAAACUGUCCUGCCUGCAGACCUGGAUCACCCCCACUUGAAAAUCAUUUAACGCACAAAACACACAAUUAAAGAGACCCUGAAGCGUUGUGCAGCUGAAUCCUAAAUCGGCCAAUCAUAGGGCAACAUAUCACAUUGAAAACUCCAGGAACAGGUCUUCUGUGAACCGGUUGAAUUGUUGCAUCAAGCAAAGUUUUCAGGUCCAACUCCUUAAUUGUUAUUUUUGCUCAAUUUUUAGUUAAAUAUCAGCUCUAAAUGAUUGUCAAACCACCACAUCCUGUCUUUAUGAAUAUUUGAACGGCGGAAGUCUUUCAGAUUUCCGUUUAUGACCCAGCACAUCUUGUGUCUGGGUCUUUUCUUCAAUGUCUAUAAACAGUUCUAUUUUACAUUUAAAUUACCACUAUCCUGCAGCAGUGAUUAUGUCUGUAGACUGAUUUGAUGAAAGGAAACACUCCAGCCUGCUUUAUUGGCUUAUGCAGAUUUUCCUCCAAAUGCAGAGGAGAUAAAAAUAAGUCUGCAGGCUGCUGCUCUCUGCUGCUCCUCCACUAUAAGCUGCUUAGCGGUUAUGGUAUGUUAAAAUAUAUUGACAGGGUUGCCCUGACAGUUUGACAAAGAUUUAACUCUGUGAUCUUUUCCACAGGCGUCCACCAGCCAAAAGGACCAAUUACAUCAAACAUGGCUGUCUGGCUCCAUUCCGUUGCCCCUGGCAACAGCUGGCAGAGGAGUGGGAGCUUAUAUUAAUAGAAGAGGGGAAGAAGAAAGACAGCCAGACAACAAGAGGGGCUGACGAGGUGAUCAAAGAGGAGACGACAUCGCUCAGAGACAUGACUGCAGCAAAGCCUGUCAGCUGUGUCAGCGUACUGAGGUGACUGUCUUUACAUACAUAUCGUACAUGUUUUAUGAAUGACACCCAUCAGCCCAAACAGGAGCACCAUCCACUCAGUAAUAGUGUAGCCUCCUCCCAAGUCAAACAGCUCUGACCUGACGAACAUGGACUCCGCUUGACACCUGAAGGUGUACCGAUACAUCAUCAGAGAUCCUUUCAAUUCCUUUUAAGCUGCAUGGUGGGCCUCCAUGAGUAGGACUUGGUUUUCCGUCAGGUCCCAAUGUAUACUUAAAGCAGUUCUUUAACCUUAAUGAAACAUCUCUAUGGGGCUUAACGGGGUCAGUGAAACUGCGAGUCAAUAUUUGGUGUUAAAUUUCAUUAAUGGAUGUUUGCUGCUUUUAUGCUUUUUAGGUGUAGGAAAUCCCUGAGGCUGCUCUCUGGUUGGUGCAGACCCACAACAUCUAAAGGCCAAAGGCUGUGUCGCGUCGAGAAGGUGCCACAGCUUGACCAUCCCGCUAUGACAUCCUUCCUCACAGCACAUGGAAUGAGCCUGGUGUGGGUGCGUCUCUUGAUGCCAUCCAAGGGCAAGCCAGAGCUCCAUGCGAUAGUUUGUGCGCCAACAGCAGAGGACCUGCAACUCCUGGACAAAGGACCAGGCAGCAGUGGCCCCCAGGAGCCCUUGCACAGAGACCACUUUAAAAGCAGAAGGAAAGGCUCCACAAAAACAGCUACAUCCUCUUUGCCUUCAGAGAAAAGUGAGGGUCAAAUGUCACAUCUUCUCACCGCCUCUGAAGAGCCAAAACCGUCUUCCAAGGCCUCUUCAGGGUUUACAGCCGGGCUGUGGCCGGACCCUUUACCGAGUGUCACCUCUCACUGCUCAAGGGUGACCUUAGGCUGGGUCACUCAGGGCGACUUCUCCUUGUCUGUAGGCUGCGGGGAGGCUCUGGGGUUUGUCAGUGUUACUGGACUCCUUCAAACACUUUCCAACCAGGAAAUGAAACACAGAGGAAUCUUGCUGCUGCGCAACCCUACCUCCCUGCACUACCGUUUUGUGAAAGUUACCAUCGAGGUCUGAUUGAAACAUCAGAGCAAAACUGAACUCUCUGAAAUCUUUGAUUUCAAGGUGAUGCCAGAAAGAUGGACUUUACUUCUUUUCCACAAAGAUGUAGCACUCUACUUAAAGUUAAAUGAUGUAUCAGUAAGUGCCAGUUUGGAUUGUGCCUUUAUCUAUUUUACAGAGUUGAACACAGUUGCAUGCACAGGGCAGGACUGCAAAUAAUCUGGCAGUACUUCCUGGUUACAUUUGAACAGGUUGGGUUUCAUUUGUGUUUUCUCCUUAAAUAAAGCCUUCAUUAAUGUGAUGCCUCUCAAAGAGAUGAGUGAAACUCAUGUUGAGUAGGGUCAGUUUCAGUUAAAUAAAUGUUGUUGUAGUUGUGAGCUGUUGUCAUCACAUAAGUGGUUGAGUUACUUGAACUCAGCUGAGUGUCAGGAGGACUCUCAGACAUCUCCAGUUUUCUAUCACUCUGUUGCUGGCUCUGCAGCACGGGGUAAAAAGAUUAAAUCCUCUUCGCUUCCUUGUCAUUGGUGGCAGUUUAUCUUCUCUGUCCUUAUUGCAUCAGGUAACGGUUAUGUUCAAACAAAAAUAAAAGAAAAGUGGUGUUAACAGCUGACUGAGCACCUCUGCAUUGUAGAUGAAUUGCUAAAGACACAAGAUAAUAAAAUAAUCAUACUGCUCUUGUUACAACAGGGCUCUCAAGUCUCACGCUGAGAAGUGAUAAAACUCGC